CAGGGGCGUCAAGGCCUAGGAGUGGAGAAUGGGCGCCGGCCCCCCUUCCCCCUGGGUGUCUCACAGACGCCCCCCGGAUUCCGAUGAGAGAAUUUACCAGAUUUGAGCCCCAUCACUGAUUCCUACCAGAGCCAAUGAGUGAUCUCUACUGCUGCAUAAACUAUCCUUACCUUUCUAAUAAAUCAGAUGAGAAAACUGAGAUUCAGAGAGGUUAAAUGAUUUGUUCAAGAUAACACAACAGUUUGCUUCAUCUCGAUUCAGCAGCGUUCCAAACUGUGGUAUCCUUGGGGUUUUCUUAACAUUGCUAUGGUGCAGAAGAUUUAAAAUCAGCUGAUGUUCACAAGGAAUAGAGUCACGUGAUGUAUGAAGGGAAACAUAUACACUUCUCUGAGGUUGACAAUAAGCCCUUGUGCUCGUAUAGCCCCAAACUGUGCAAGCAGCGGCGUCUCAACGGCUACGCUUUCUGUAUCAGACACGUUCUGGAGGACAAGACUGCCCCCUUCAAGCAAUGUGAAUAUGUGGCCAAGUACAACAGCCAGCGCUGCACCAACCCCAUCCCCAAAUCAGAGGAUCGUAGGUACUGCAACAGCCACUUGCAGGUACUUGGCUUUAUCCCGAAAAAAGAGAGGAAGAAAAAGAAUGAUCCUAUAGAUGAGGUGAAAGUCAGGCACCAGAUGGAUACCAUGGCCUUUAGCUUGACAGUGCCCACGCUGGCCUUGAAGAUGCCCAAUGGACUGGAUGGAAUGUCCCUCUCUCCACCUGGGGCAAGGGUCCCUCUCCACUACCUGGAAACUGAGUUGGAAGACCCAUUUGCUUUCAACGAGGAAGAUGAUGAUCUGAAGAAAGGGGCAACUGUGAGAAAGAAGUUGCAGAGCAAAUUGGCCCAGAAUCGGCAGCGCCAGAGAGAGACAGAGAUUUUAAAAGUUCGACAAGAGCACUUUAGUCCCCCUCCUGCACCUUCCCAGCAGCAGCCUCCGCAGCAGCACUCCCAACUGUCACCUUUAUCCACUUUAAAACCUCCAGCGCCGCCGCAGGGUUCUGUCUGCAAGUCACCUCAACCUCAGAACACCAGCCUACCAAUGCAGGGAGUGGCCCCCACCACACACACUAUAGCACAAGCAAGGCAGUUGUCUCACAAGAGGCCUCUGCCCUUCCUGCCAUCCAGUAGGGCUCCCGUCGUGGACCCCCCCAGGACUGACCGGGUCCUUAUGAAAGCCACAGCCUUCUCUCCACACUUCUCUUGUAUAAGUCAGCUGCAGAGACUGGUGAAACUGUGCACACAAAAACAUCAGUUGGAUACUGAUCUGUUUCCCCACUUAGGGUUGGACUGGUCUGAAGAAAGCGGAGAGGAACUGGAGGACUCAGAACAGGCUUCACCAUACCAGGUUGCAUGGUCUAUCCGAGAAACCCUCAGAUACGAAAGACACACGCCAGAUGACGAUGAUGCGGAGAGUAGGAGCUCCAGGGUGACCCAACUUUGCACUUACUUUCAGCAGAAAUAUAAGCACCUCUGCCGCCUGGAAAGGGCAGAAUCUCGUCAAAAGAAAUGCCGUCAUACAUUUAGGAAAGCAUUGCUGCAGGCAGCCAGUAAAGAACCGGAAUGUACUGGUCAGUUAAUACAAGAACUUCGGAGAGCAGCAUGCACUAGAACCAGUAUAAGCCGGACCAAGUUGAGGGAGGUGGAACCAGCAGCAUGCAGUGGAACCAUGAAGGGGGAGCAGUGCACUAACAAAGCCCUUCCAUUCACCAGACAUUGUUUCCAACAUAUCCUCUUGAACCGCUCUCAGCAGCUCUUCUCCAGUUGUACCGCCAAGUUUGCAGAUGGACAGCAAUGCUCUGUGCCAGUUUUUGACAUUACACACCAGACACCUCUGUGUGAAGAACAUGCCAAAAAAAUGGAUAAUUUCUUGAGAGGAGAUAACUCCCGUAAAGUUCAGCACCAGCAGCAGAGGAAACCCAGGAAAAAAACCAAGCCUCCUGCACUUACCAAAAAACAUAAGAAGAAGAGAAGGCGUGGACCUCGUCGACCCCAAAAGCCCAUCCCCCCAGCAGUCCCCCAAGGGAACCUCAGCAUGCCCACCAGCGUCUCACUGCCAGUGGAGGCCUCUCAGAUCCGGAGCCCAUCCACGCCCGAGCUGAGUGCUGAUGAGUUGCCGGAUGACAUUGCCAACGAGAUCACCGACAUUCCACAUGAUUUGGAAUUGAACCAGGAGGACUUUUCAGACGUCCUGCCACGGUUACCUGAUGACUUACAAGAUUUUGAUUUUUUUGAAGGAAAGAACGGAGACCUCCUCCCGACGACCGAAGAGGCUGAGGAGCUUGAACGGGCCCUGCAGGCCGUAACUUCUCUCGAGUGCCUGAGUACCAUUGGGGUACUUACCCAGUCAGACGGUGUACCAGUCCAGGAGUUGUCAGAUAGAGGAAUAGGGGUGUUCUCCACAGGUACUGGAGCUUCAGGAAUCCAGUCCUUGAGCCGAGAAGUAAACACGGAUCUAGGGGAGCUAUUGAAUGGGCGAAUAGUACAUGAUAAUUUUUCUAGUCUAGAGCUGGACGAGAACCUACUCCGUUCUGCUACCUUGUCUAACCCACCUACACCCCUGGCAGGGCAGAUCCAGGGGCAGUUCUCUGCCCCAGCCAACGUUGGCCUUACUUCUGCCACUCUGAUCAGCCAGAGUGCACUUGGGGAGAGAGCCUUCCCAGGACAGUUUCAUGGACUUCAUGAUGGCAGCCAUGCCUCCCAGAGGCCACAUCCUGCCCAGCUGCUGAGCAAGGCAGACGACCUAAUCACCUCACGACAGCAAUACAGCAGUGAUCAUUCACACUCCUCGCCCCAUGGAAGCCAUUAUGAUAGUGAGCACGUGCCGUCUCCCUACAGUGACCAUAUCACCUCUCCCCACACGACAUCUUACUCUGGUGAUAAUAUGGCAGCUACCUUUUCAGCAGAGAUGCCCAUCAUGGCGCAGCACUUGCUCCCAACCCAACUUGAGGUGCCACUUGGAGGAGUGGUAAACCCUAGAACUCACUGGGGUAAUCUCCCUGUCAACCUUGGAGAUCCCUCUCCAUUUAGCAACCUUCUCGGCGCAGAUGGACAUCUUCUUUCCACUUCCCUAUCCACGCCACCCACCACUUCGAACUCAGAGACCACACAGCCUGCCUUCGCCACCGUGACCCCCAGCAGCUCCAGUGUGCUUCCGGGGUUACCGCAGACCAGCUUCAGUGGCAUGGGGCCUUCUGCUGAACUAAUGGCCUCCACCUCUCCCAAGCAGCAACUCCCUCAGUUCAGCGCAGCCUUCGGCCACCAGCUGAGUUCUCACAGUGGCAUUCCUAAGGACCUGCAGCCCAGCCACAGCUCUAUAGCCCCUCCUACAGGCUUCACAGUAACAGGUGCCACAGCUACAAGUACCAAUAAUGCAUCUUCUCCCUUUCCCUCCCCUAACUGAGCGUGUCUGUGUGUUUGCAGGCAGGUGGGGAACCCGGUGUUUUCUAUCUUUGUUUCCUCUUUAGCACCCCUUCCCCCUUUUCCAAAAGAAGACUUAAAAAUAGCAGAUGGGAAUUAGAGGGGCACCCCCUUCCCAGCUCAACAGGUGGCCAGGCAGUGGACCUUGCUGCAGUGUUCACAUGUGCUCCUUAGCACUGGUGCUCAUUCCCUCCUGGCAGGUCCACUCGGCCCCUGUGAUUUCCUUGGUGGUUCAGCACAUUGACUGGAUAGGAUUGGUUUUUAGCAGCAAGUCCUAGAAGUGGAAGAUACCUCAGAUUACCAGUGCCCUUUACUAUUUCCUAGUAUUCAGAUCAGUGCUUUCCAUUCUAUAGCCAGGUUUUUACAUAGGUGGUUCUAGAUAGAAUGAUCCUAUUAAGUGAGUUCCUGUGUAGGAGAUAACUGGUGGUGUAUAGAGGCAGGUUAAGGCUCUGACUCAGCAACAGCUGCCAGACACCACCCAGAGGCCAGGAUGCCAUUCCUAAUUGUGAUCAUGGUUAACUAAAAAGAAAAAAAAAAUGUUUUUUGACCACCUGUGAGUGUGUGUGCACCCAUGUGUGUGUUUUGUGCAGUGCAGGAAGUAGCUGUCCCAUUGGGUUGUUAAUUUUUUUUUUUUAACCCCCGUAAUGAGUAUAAGGCUUUUUUCUCCUUUGUACAUCUCACAUCCUAGUAAGGUUGGUCAUUCUGUCCCACUGAGUUAACUGAAGUUUCUUGAAUAGGGAGGGGGGUGAUCUGCCCAUGUGAAUAGCACAACCCUUUUCUGCUAAAUGUUAGCCCAUAAAGAAGUGAGACACCAAAAGCUGAAUUCACAUUAGUGAUGGGGGCAGGGCGGGGGCGGGUGUCAAACAAGACUUGCCUGGAGUGACUGUGGGGUUGCUGAGGCCAUUUUGCCUUUUCAGACCUGCACUUGUUUUUAACCCCUCACUCAUGGGACACUUUUGCAAGAUGUCAUUGAAGAAAAUAUCUUGAUGUGAAAAAGCAGGAUAGGUCAGAUAGAUUUGAAAGAUGAAAUCUGUGAACUUCUUGAUCCAUCUUUUGCUUUUGACUUUUUCAUGUUUACAGUAGUGAUUCUUUGGUAAGAUUUGUAAAAUGUUGAAGACACUUGUAGAAUCAGUGUACCAGUUGUGAAGUGAUGUGUAAUAACUGAAGGAUACACAUUUUAAAAUUUCUUUCAAAGCAGAACAUGGAGAUCAGACAUACAUUUUACCUGCAUUUGGUACUUUUAAAAUAAUUUUAAGAAUCUAGGUUUAAGUAAAUUUGGUAAAAGUUUUGGGAAAUUCUUUUUAAGUAUCAGGAUUUUAGGGUAAAAAAAUCAUGUUGGAUAGUUUAGUACGUUGGUGACUAUGAAAUAAAUAUGUGAGAUUUCUUCUUGCCUGCCUUCCCUGCCCUCUGCCCCAGAGAAGGGUGGAGCUAGAUUUUAAAGCAUCUCUACUCCAAUUUUGCUGAGAAGUUUCACUGUUCCUUAAGAUACAUUGGCUAUUUAUACCUGAGUCCAGCCUAAUUUACAUAUAUAUUUUUUAAAAGAUGAGCAGAGAGAACAUAUCUAUUAGUGAAGUGGUACAAUAAUUCAUUUAUCAGGGAAUAUUUGAUCUUAAUUCCUUUCUAAUAGGUAAAAGUUUGGACAUAUUUUCCUAUUUCCUAUAUGUAUUCUCUUUAUGCCAUGCUAGUUCUAACCAGGCCCUUCUUUUGGAAGCUUUUCUUUCUCUGCUUUUUAAAGGAAUGAUGAUGAUCAGCAAGCAUUAUGCAGAUACCACGUGCCUGGGAUUAUGGAGGGGAAAUGUCACGUGACUGUAUGGAAUCAUGAUAUGCCCUAUUUUGUAUUUAUUGAAGUUUCUUUGGGGGCCAAAAAUAUGUAUGUAAUAUAUUCACUUUUUUUUUAAAUCAUGUUAAUUGAUUGGAAGAUUUAUUUUUAAUAGCUUUGCCUUUUUUGAAGAUUGAAAAAUUUCUAAAUUAUAAGUUAUGUUUCAAAGCAAAAUUAUAUUUGGUAUCACCAUAAAUUUCUAUUCUGAGUGGUGAGAACACAUAAUUUGCAUAUUUCUCGCCUGUGAACCUGUGUCAGUAAGCUUUUUUACUUUAGUGCACUGUAAUGAAAUAUUAGUAGUUACCUCUGCUCAAGUCUCAUUUAAUUUGCUGUGCUAUUUUCACAUCCCAUUGUCAUCAUCAUUAGGUAACACUGAAUUCCCAUCAAUUUCAUUUUGUCUCUAUUGUGUACUAUCUAAAGGUUGUAGCGCAGUAGCAUAUGGACUUUUUAUUAGCCCUUCUUGACAGCAAAGGGCAGGUCAUGGGUAGGUAAUUUGAACUAUUUCUGGCUAUUUGUCCCUCGUAUUAGCUGCUUAAAAAUCUUCAGUUAUCAAAACUGAGUUUGCAGUAAGUUGCACAUUUUAUUGUUUGCAAUUUUCUGUUUUAUGUGCAUUUAAAAGCCCUUCUCUGCUUUCUAGUUGGGAGGCAUGAAAAUGAUCAGGAAUGUUGCCAGUUACAGCUUCACACCAAAAACAUUGAGGAAAUUCACUUUAGAUGCCCACCAUGAUAGCUGAGGAAAGGGCACUUUUAGAAAGUACCAGUGUAGGGUUGAAUAAUUAGCAAAAACAACUUUUCCUCUUUUCAUCUACUUCAAAACAAAUAUCCAAGCUUGCAAUUUGCUUUGCUGUUUCUUGUGAAGAGAGAAGAACAUCUAUAAGCCCAGAAAUAUCCAUUAUGUUUUGUUCUAGUUUUCAGAGCAGUUCUAGUCCUAUUAUUAUUAGUAGGCUUGCUAUUAAUAUGCAAAAAAAAGAAAUGAAGUGUCUUUUAAAAUUGGUGUCUUUUAAAAUAACAUUUGUGUUAUCAUAAGGCAAUACUGGAAUCAAAAACAAGUUUUAUAUAAGGUCCUAUUUAGGUAGAAACUAGCUUUUAUUCUAGUAUUCAACGUAUGAGAUAUGGUGGCAGAAGAUUCACUCUGUUUCUGCAGUUCUUUGGGACCAUUUAUAAAGGCCAGUUAGCUUGUGUUACUGUGAUUUAAUUUUCAAAGUUGCUGCAGUUAAUGGAUGUGUUCUGUGCUCUGAGGAUCUGAUACUUAUGACUGUGAUCUAUAGCAUCUGAAGAAAAGACGGGCUUUCUCUCCUUUAACUGUUAAUAUUAUUUUAAUAAAAGUACUUAAGACGUUGUUUUUUCCUGUGUAAAAAUGGCUUAGCAAUGUUCAUAUCUCUGUAGGUUAUGUAGCUAGUCAACAAUUCAGGACAGUGAAUAGCAAUUAUACUUUACCCACCAAGUGACAGACUAUGCAAUGGAAAAUUUUUCUAAUUAUUGUCACAUAGCUUACACAGCAAAGGAUUAUUUUCUCUAGUAAACCUACCGUGUGUAAUAUGCCUACUUUAUAAAUGACUUCCUGAGCAAUUUCAUGUUGGCAGGCAGUGUGUGCUGUGUCUAGUGUCCCUCUAUGAGAAGAUUAUAAUGUAAUGAGAAGCAAAUAGGUAGGUAUGGAGAUAAAGUUGGAAAGUGACUUUUUAUUUUAUUUUCAUUAAAAUUGGUGUUAUUGUCUUUAGUGGCUUGAGAUUAAAGAAAGCUAAUACUUUAUCUUUGCCAAAUACUAUUUAUAAGAUUUAUUUCUUAAAGAAGCCCAAUCUCUCAGCUGAAGUUAGAGAUCACCAUUUUCUUGACUAACACUAAAACUUUUCCUUAUCAGGUCUUGUCUUCAAAACAUGAUUACAAUCCACAGUGGCAAAGGCAGUUUUGGGAUCAGGAAGGAAACUGUGUCCAAGCUACACACAGGUGCCCCUGUCCAUCCCAGGUUCAUCCUAUAUGGAAGAAGUUACAUUUCCAUUGACCUAUAGCAUGGAAUUUUUAUAAAUUGGCAUUAGAAUUUGAGCACACAGGCCUAAAUCCCUUUCUGUUGGUUUGCUGAUCCUGUCUGGGAUCCCUUCUGUGCCCUACACCAUGGGAGGCUAGUGAUGGUUGAUCAGCUUCAUCAGCAAUAUCUGUAUGAGGUUAUUCCUUCUUUUAAAAAAUUUAGUUCAAAAUGUUGUGGAUUGGUAUCUCAAAAAGAUGAGGAUAUUAACACUAAACUAAUUAUUUAAUCGUUUUAAAAUUCAUUAAAAAUUUUUACGUGUCUA
This is a messenger RNA of Ictidomys tridecemlineatus (thirteen-lined ground squirrel), 7560 nucleotides long. RefSeq names its product INO80 complex subunit D (gene Ino80d). NCBI's taxonomy places the organism in Eukaryota, Metazoa, Chordata, Mammalia, Rodentia, Sciuridae. Gene Ontology annotation, cellular component: nucleus. The record is from RefSeq and is a predicted model, not a curated record.